AUGGCCAACAGCAAGGAGUUGUGCUCCAUACGGGAGUGGGCCCCGCUAACUGAUAUCAUCGAUCACAUUCCGGCACGGCUGCAGCGGGGAUUCUUUUCAGCCAAUCUCAAUUUAACUUGCGUCGAUGGAACAAACGAAUUCCUGGCCGUGGGUAGUGAUGCGGGCAUUGUAUUCUGGUACAAUCGCCAAACGGGCGAGAUGCAGAAGCUCAAGUCGGAGGUUGCCACACGCAUUACGUGCGUGAAGAUAGUCAAUUCGGUGGAGUACAUGGUGGCUGCAGGAUGCGCCAAUGGACAAGUCAGCAUAUUCCAGAUACAGAAGGAACUGCCCCAGGACUUGAAUCUGGUGGCUCCCUGUACGCGCAGCAAGCCCAUCGAACGCUACACCAUCCGCGACCUGCACCGCUGCGUGGUCAGCUGCUGCGAGUGGUCGAAGAAUGGAAUGAAACUCUUCUCCGGCGACCGCCAAGGCGUUGUGGUGCUAACGGAAUUCGACUAUCAAUCGCACCUAAGCAAAUCUGUUGAGAUCCUGAGCGAAGCCUAUGAAAUCGUCCAGCUAAGCGUACACCAAAGCCACUUGCUCGUGGCCACGCUCUAUCGUUGUAUCGUGUGCCAGCGCGACGUCCAAACUGGACAGUGGCACAUCACCCAGGUGGGCAAGAAGGAUCGCAAGCAGCUCAUCGACUGUGGCGGCGUGUUCCUUAAGAAGUUGUCGAAUAGCAAGCCACAGCUCAUUUGCGGGCGACCUGGUCUGCGCUUCUGGAUAGCCGACACCAUCGGCAAUGUGUCUAGGACCCUUCUAUUUAGGGACGCUGUGCUGCGCAGUCCCACGUGGGAGAUACCCAUACUAAACCCGAAGCUGCGCAGUGAUCCAUCCACCAGGGCACAACCAGCCGUUGCGGAAGAUGGAGAAAGCGAAGUGCCCUACGUGGCCAGCAGCAAUUUCCGCCAGUUGUAUUUGUACGACGGCCAGGACUCCUUGCUGGUGACCCAUGACGAUACCACUUUGUAUAUAUUGAAUGUCGACCGCCUCAAGGUGGAAGCGGUAGCGCGCGGGUUUCGCAAAAUUCUCGACUUUUGCGUUUAUGGCAAGGAAAUCUUUGUUCUGGAAGGCGAGCGCUCCCUGUUGCGGUUGGCUCCACUUCCGGAGCCACCAAACAAGACGGCGAAAGUAAUAUUUAAUCCGUUGAUGCCGCCGCCAGUUCCUGUCCUAGGCGCUCCGCACUCCUCCCAGCUGGAGUCACCGCUGGAACUGCAAGCGGAGCCCCUGCACUGUGCCGAAGAAUGCUUUGAGCUGCCACCCGUCGAGAAGCUCGAUCUGAACGUUCCCAUUGAGCUGGCCGUGGAGUCGCCGUUGGCUCAGCAGAACCGACGCCUAGACAUUUUUCGUCGCAUAGGCGAAAUGGAUUUCGAGCAGUCUAUAGUUCACACCAGCGGUACGACCUCCAGUAGAAGGCGCAAGACAUCUGUGGUCAAGCAGAGCAGUGGCUUGGGCGUCGUAGAAAUCGGCCACGAGACACAUGAGAUGAAACUGCCGCUCACUAGUGCCGCCACGAUAAUGGAGGCCAGCUACUGUCAGAUGGAGAACAAUGGCCUGGCUUCGCCUUUGGACUUGAAGAGCGCCUUUAUGGAGCACCUACCGGACACCCUGAGCCCGACCACACUUCAAAAGACCGUAGCGGCCAAAGCCAAGUCCCUCGCCGCCGAGCUGGACCUGCCCGAGGUGCACCUGGCCCCACUCACUCAAGAAGAGCUGUGUGCCGCCCAUGCUCAGACGAAACAACUGACUGAGUCUUUGAUCAGCUGUUAUCCCACGCGACUGGAGGAGGCCAGUAUGCAGACAGCUCCACACAAAAUGCAUACCGUCGACGAUUACAAUGCGGGCCAGCCGAUAGACGGGAUUUGUGCGUCUGCUCCCACGAAGCCAAAAGUGGCGCCUCUAAAGUUUGUCAACAGCAGGCCGAAGGCAACACUAACCCUGAAAGAUGAUACGGACGAGGAGGAGUACACAAGCUUUUUGCCAGACUUUCGACGGGCUGGAGACCCCUUGAGAAAUGAAACCCCAGCCACAAGCGAUUCCAACACGUCCAGCGAAUGGGAGUUUCUGGACAAUUAGUUGCAGUAUUACCCAUAAGUGUAUCAUUUGCACUUGCUUUCAAAUUGAUUUUGAGCACAUUACACGCUUUUUUUUUGCAGCUCCGCUCAACGAAACUGUUGAGCGUUUUAGAGUGUGAUUAUCGUGAUUUAUUUAUAUGAGUCGAAUUAACACAAGUGUACAUAACUUUAGGAUUAGUAAUCUUCAUUCAAAAUUUAAACCUGUCAUAUGGAGGUAACACUUAGAUGAGCACUGUGAUCUUGUCCUAGUGCUAGGAUAUUGAUAUCAAUCCCUGUGUUACUUCCCUCAAACAUUCGAAUGCUUUAAGUAUUUUAUAUUGCAACACACAAAAUACAAUUAUCUUACAUAAAUGCAAUCAUUCCA
Drosophila miranda is the source of this 2478-nucleotide messenger RNA. RefSeq names its product WD repeat-containing protein CG11141. Gene Ontology annotation, molecular function: protein binding. Bases 1 to 2115 code for a protein of 704 amino acids. The transcript is spliced from 4 exons. NCBI's taxonomy places the organism in Eukaryota, Metazoa, Arthropoda, Insecta, Diptera, Drosophilidae. The record is from RefSeq and is a predicted model, not a curated record.